AUGUCGGCUACAAAUAAAAGUCCUAAAGAAUUGAUGGAAUAUCGACAUUUAGGUCGAACGGGUCUUAAAGUUAGUGUAUUAUCAUUUGGAGCAUGGGUAACAUUUGGUGAACAAUUUGAUAUAGGUGAAGCAUAUAAUUGUAUGAAAAUUGCUUAUGAUAAUGGUUGUAAUUUUUUUGAUAAUGCCGAAGUAUAUGCUGCUGGUCGAGCUGAAACAAUUAUGGGUCAAGUACUUAAAAGAAUGUUCGAUCAAGAUGGUAUUCAACGAAGUGAUUUAGUUAUUGCAACAAAACUUUUUUGGGGUACACCAUAUUAUCAUGGAGAAGCAAAUAAAUCAAAUUUAAAAGGUUUAUCACGUAAACGAAUUAUUGAAGGCAUACGAGGAAGUUUAAAACGAUUAGAUCUUGAAUAUGUUGAUAUUGUUUUUGCACAUCGUCCGGAUUCACAUACACCAAUGGAUGAAAUUGUUCGAGCAUUUAAUUGGAUUAUUGAUCAAGGUUAUACUUUUUAUUGGGGAACAUCAGAAUGGUCAGCUGAAGAAAUUCGAGAAGCAUGGGAAGUAGCCGAUAAACUUAAUUUAAUUGGACCAUGUGCUGAACAACCACAAUAUAAUAUGUUACAUCGUACUCGAUUUGAAGUUGAAUAUGCACGUCUUUAUAAACCUCCAAUUAGUUAUGGUACAACUAUAUGGUCACCAUUAGCAUCUGGUCUUUUAACUGGAAAAUAUAGUGAUAAAAAGUUUGCUGAUGGUGAUAAUCGUUUAGGUCUUAAAGGAAACUUAUCAUGGCUUCGAGAACAAUUAGAAUCUGGUCAAGGUCUUAAUGGUCUUGAAGAAAGAAAUGUUGAUCGUAUUAUGGAAAUAGUUGAAAAUUUACGACCAAUUGCUGAAAAAUUAGGUGCAACAUUAGCACAAUUAGCUCUUGCUUGGGUAGCUAAAAAUUCUAAUGUAAGUACAGUUAUUACUGGUGCAAGUCGUUCAAGUCAAGUGACAGAAAAUUUCAAAGCAUUAACAUUUAUUCCAAAAUUAACACCUGAUAUUAUGGAAGAAAUAGAACAAGCUUUAAAAAAUAAACCAAAACAACCAUAUGAUUGGAGAUCAAUGAAUUAA
This is a messenger RNA of Rotaria sordida, 1107 nucleotides long. The record is from the annotation of a GenBank genome assembly. Lineage: Eukaryota; Metazoa; Rotifera; Eurotatoria; Philodinida; Philodinidae.